AUGUUCAAAUUGGAUGAUGAUAGUAGUGAAUCUUAUUUAUUAUUUAGUAAAUACUUUGAGAUAGGCUCUGAUGAUAACAGUUACAAGUUUCUUAAAAUUGUAGAUUCACAAUUUUAAGCAUGAAUUUGUAUUAAAUUCUACCUAGUCCUUAAAACCAAACCUAAAAUAAAACUAAUGAGUAUUAAGCAUCGGAAUAUAACUGUAAAAUUUCUAAAAUUCCAAAAAAGAAAGUAUACAUGAAAUUAUCGACAUUCUAAUCAAAAAAACACAAGUAUUUAACCUUUCAAUAUUUGAAGAUUAUUAAGGCAGAAAGAAUCUUGCCCAACUGGUUUAAGAAGUAAAGAUUAUGUCAUAUUUUAAAAGAAUUUCAAAGUCAAUGGAGGCUCUGUCAAUAAAAAGGGAAUUCGUAGGAAAAAAAGCUUAUUAGAAGAUUCUAAAAUUAUUAGAGGUGUAGUUAAAUUAAAUUAAUUGUAAAUCAAAUUUGCAUCUCUUUCUCAGAUAUAUUCCUAUCUUUCUAUAAGAUUUUCAGUCAAAUUCUUUAUGCUCAAGCUUUCAUUUAAAUUCCUUUAUUUGGUUGA
Molecule: messenger RNA, 578 nt
Organism: Paramecium octaurelia
Lineage: Eukaryota; Ciliophora; Oligohymenophorea; Peniculida; Parameciidae
Source: the annotation of a GenBank genome assembly